Molecule: messenger RNA, 858 nt
Organism: Symbiodinium natans
Lineage: Eukaryota; Dinophyceae; Suessiales; Symbiodiniaceae
Source: the annotation of a GenBank genome assembly
AUGGAUGACUUGCCGGAGAGCCAGCGGAGAGAUUUCCCGAGCAUCUCGACCUCGUGGCUUUCGCUGGGGGUGGUGUUGGUGACCUUCAUCUUACUUCCGGAGCGUACCCUUGGCUUCAGCGAGGAGCUUUGGAAGCUCCAGCAGAAGUUACGGCGUGAGCUCGGCCAGGUCGCCCGUUCCGUCUCCGGGAAUCCCAUUGUCAGGGCGAUCCUGGAUGCGGCUUAUUGGCUUCUGAGGAAGCUGUCGGGAGGCCGCUUCUCAUCGCCCUGCUUGCCGCCCCACUCCCUCCGGGCACGCCUGGGCGGCCCAACAGAGGUGCUGGUGCUGUGGACGGCGCAUCAGCAGCCCAACCCGCUUCACGAGGAGACCUACAUCCUUUCCUGGAAAGUGGGUGGCGGGAAAGGAUCCGCGUGGCAGGAAGAAGCCAUCACCGAGAAUCUGUGCACGGAGAUCGGGGGCGCGCGUGACAGGUGGGGUGCCAUCCUGGAUCUGCCAGAGGAGGCCGUCACAAGGAUCCGGGUCUGCGCGGUGAACCACCUUGGUCGAGGCGAGUGGAGCCACGAGGAGGUCGAGGUCACCACGACCAGGGCCAAACCUGGGUCGAAAAUUCGAGUCGUCUUGGCCAAAGGUGUCCGGACGUGUACCCAGUGCGCGAAUCCAAUCGGCAAAGAGCCAGGUGCGGUUGCCUACGCCCAGCUGGUCUGCCGGUCCGUCUUCCAUCCAGACUGCAAACAUGGCCCUUUCUGCCCAAAGUGCCGAGAGCGGGUGGCGCAAAAGGUGCUGCCCUGCUGCGUUUGCAGGGGCCUCAUCGAGUCCUGGCGUCAGGGUUCUGCUGAGGAUGCAGAGUCCGAGUCAUGA